AUGACCACAGAAGAUUCAUUCCAGCUAUUCCCUACACCUUCCCUAUCCCCCUCACAGAUAAGCCCUCACGUCCUCCCGGGCAUCAACCCAGCUUCUACGGAGAGUUUGAAACGAGUCUUGGAGGACAAUCAAAAAACACAUCACAUCUUUUUCAACAACAAGGGGUUUCACAAUCACAUAGCUCAUCGUGUUCUUGCAGUAUGGGCUCUUGGAGCAGACAAGGAGGUGAUACAGACUUCAUACGAACGCGAUUCGGAGUAUCAGAGACCUGCGUUUGAAUCUCCAGAGCCAAUUACAAAUGAGAAUUUCAAUGAUCAUCUUGGGGAUGAAAGAUUCUAUAAUGCCUAUCUAAAAUAUUUCACCCACGAACUGGAAGCCAACAAAAACUCCGUCGGAACUGUCCUCGAGGAACAAAUCUUUUCAUCGUCUCGGAACUUUGGGUCCAAGAGCAAGUCAGGGAACCAUCCGGAGAUGUUGAAUCGUCUCUUAGCCGGUCUGGUGCACCCGAUGAUCCAUACGGGCUAUGGAUACGAGUUCGCGAUACCUGGGAUAGUUGCUGAAGGGCUUGCACAAGCCGCGGUCCAUGCAGCUUCAAGUAGCUCGUUAAUCCCACCUUCAGUGUUCACCUCCGAUCCUGUUCCUUCCGUCAGCUCGCUCUCCUCUCGGAUACAUUCAUUCACUUUUGGAAGGAAACUGAGUAAUGAAACUGUUUCGCGGGAUUCUACUACGGGUAUACACGCAUUCACAACCGUCUCCCGAAUCAUCAAAGACUCUUCUAUUCAAUUGGAAAUCAUCAAACGCGCAACGGAGGAGCACUCGUUGUCGAUGUAUGAGGCUACGUUGGCUGAAUCGGGGGAGAAGAUUUACAAAUAUGUUCAGGAGUGGGCGAGUGGGUUCGAUGGGAAGGAUCAUGAGGUUGUGAAGAAAAAAGUGGAAGAGUUGCAGUGGACGAACGCGUUAUUGUACGCGGUGUCUGGAUUGGAAGAGGGGGAAGAUAAGAACUUGAAACCGAGUUUCAAAGCCGAUUUUUUCAGGAUGCACCUUGUCACGUCCUCGUUAUUCUUACCCUCCCUUAUCGCCUAUCUUUCGCCUGCUUCCCAACACACCCUUUUACGAAGCUACUUUGCGAUAUGUCUCGUCUGGUGGGUUUCUCGAGGUAAAAUGCCUCUCGAUAUCAAACGGUUCUAUGAAUCUACUUCCACCACCGCGGACCAGCUCGAAUCAGCACCUUCCUCGGCACAUAAAAAUGCACUCGUGUCAUCCAACCCGAAUCCGAAUCCGUGGUUGGCAGUUGUGAACCAAGCGAUGAACCAUCCUGAUGAUCAUUUACCGAAGAUUCAGAGAGCGUUGGGGCAUUUUUCGACCUUAUAUGGGUCUAGGAUGCCUGGGAGCGCAGAAUUCAAGGAUACAGAGCUUGAGGGUGCGGAGGUUUUGGAUGGGACGUUCUUUGUGAGAGCUGCGAUUUUGACGGCUGAGAGGAUGGGGAGGGACAAGGGAGAAGGGGAGAGUUGGUGGGAUUAG
This is a messenger RNA of Marasmius oreades (fairy-ring Marasmius), 1521 nucleotides long. RefSeq lists its product as uncharacterized. Gene Ontology annotation, molecular function: oxidoreductase activity. The record is from RefSeq and is a predicted model, not a curated record. NCBI's taxonomy places the organism in Eukaryota, Fungi, Basidiomycota, Agaricomycetes, Agaricales, Marasmiaceae. Bases 1 to 1521 code for a protein of 506 amino acids. The transcript is spliced from 5 exons.